AUGCCCGCAGCACUCCUCGUCAUCUCUGCUGCCUCGGUGGGCUCACCACCUCGUCGGGUCAGCUCGUCGGGUCACCUGCUCGUGGUUCAAUGCGGCGGCACCAACGAUCGCUUCGGACGUCUUGAUAUCGACGUUCUGCCGCGCCUGCAGGCCACGAUAGACCUCGCCGCGGCCGCGACCACAACUCGGCAUCGCGUGAGCGUGCUGACCAGCGGAGGUCUCAAUGAGACGUUGCACCUCGGCAUUGCGCGCGGGCCGGGGACGGAGCGGACGCGGCCGCACUGGAGACUGGUCGCCGAUGCGCUGCUCGAGAGCGGGCUGCCCUCCGCGGCGCUGGUCGACGAGGGCAUCCCCGCGCUCACCACGGUGGACGAGGCGCUGAUGACGCGCGACUACGUGGCGGCAGAGGAGGGUCGCUUCACUGAGGUGGCAGUGGUGACGAGCGCGUACCAUGCGGCACGCGUCGAGCACCUCUUCGGUCGCGCCCUCGCGCCGUGCGCCGGCGUGCGCAUACAGCUGCGGGUCGUCGCGCACAUCUCCGCUGUCGCGCGCCGCGUGCUCGCGCAGCCGGUCUGCGCGUCGGCGGCCGAGCGCAACUGGUCCGUCUACGGGGCAAUCAAGACGACGGCGCGCGGGCAAAUGGGCCACGCCGCGCUCCACCUCAAGGGCAAGCUUCAGACCGCCGGCUACAAGCAGGCAGUCGAGAGAAGACACAAAUCCGCGCCGAUGGGCGUCAUGGAGGAGCGCUUCCUGGACAGGCUGCAGCAGAGCAGGACGCGCUGCGCCAUUGGUGCGGUGACCUUCGUCGCGACCCUCGUGGGCGGGAUCUGCUACUUUCCCUUCACCAGCGCGCUCAUUCUCAGUGUGGAGCCGACGCCGACCUCGCCGUCCGGGGUCGCGCACCGCAUCUAUGCGCAGUACUUUCCGCCGGAGCCGGUGCAGCUCCUUGUCCUCGUCAAGUCUCGUGACGGGUCGCCGCUGAUUCCGCACGUCAAUUCCACGCUCGAGCCAGAGCAGCCGCGCGCGCUCGAGCGGUGGGUCGCCGCGCCGCCGCCGACGCCACUCACCGCAGAGGCGGCGCAGGUGUCGCACGAGCUCAGCGGGGUGGCGGCGCGCGAGCUGGACGUGCACUGCCGGUACACCUUUCUCUCCUACUUCGACAUCGGGCUCAAGAAGUCGCACGAGGGGCGGCACGACCGGCCGAUCCACGACGUGCUCGACGGCAUCAUCUCGCGCGUCGCGCGGCCGAUGCUCUUUGACUCGGACGCCUCGCGCACGCUGAUGCUGGUGCAGAUCGAGGCGUGCCACGGCGAGGACAUGACUGCGGAGAUCGUCGGCAAGAACGAGGCGUCCGCGCCGGUGGUCAGCGCAAUGGAGGCGCUAAAGGACUACGCCGACGCCUACCCCGCCUCGUCUGGGCUCGCCGUCGAGCGCGUCUCCUUCCCGGGGGUGAUGGCGACGGUGCAGGAGGGGGUGGAGACGGCGAUGCUGCUGUCGACGCUGACCGCGAUCCCCGCCUUUGUGCUGCUCGGCGUCUUCUUCAAGAACCUGCGGCUGCUCAUCAUCACCCUCAUCAACAUCGCCUUCUGCGUCGCCACCUCCGUCCUCAUCAUGUACCCCGUCUCGCUCUCGAUGAAGGCGGCGGCCGAGCCGGGCCGCGAGGUGUCGGCCGAGGCGCCCGCGAUGAUGGUGGCGACCGGGCUGGCGAUGUCGAUCGACUACUCGCUCUUCAUCCUCACCCGCUUCGGCGAGGAGAAGCGCGCCGGUGCCUCCGUCAAGCAGGCGCUGCUCGUCACGCUGCAGACGUCGGGGCACACAGUCUUCAUCUCGGGCUCGACGCUCUGCCUCUGCUUCCUCGGCAUGCUCCUCAUCCCCGUCUCGACCAUCUCGACGAUGGGCCUCGCCGCCGCCUUCACCGUCCUGUUCGCCAUCGUCGGCGGCCUCACAAUCACGCCCGCCCUCCUCCUCUCCUUCCCCGACUUCUUCACGGCCGACCGCCGCCUCGGCCUCUCCGCCGACGGCAUCGCCCUCUUCGCCGCCGCGCCGAAGCGGCUCGCCGCCCCUAGAAGCGGAGCACACACUGUGGGAGGAGAAGCGGAGCACACUCUCCUCUCCUCCCACCCAGCACCCGAGAAGGCAUGGCUCUGCCGACUCCCUCUGCCUCCCAGCACUCGUACUCACCUCGCUGCACCUUACCGCAGGCUCGCCGGCGACGGAAGCGAACCAAUGCUCGGCCAAGGCCAGGAGCGCGCCUCGGGCCUCCCCUGGUCGCCCGCCGCCGCGCCCACCGCGGCGCCCGCCGCCGACGCGCCGGCGGUGCAGCCGCUCGAGGCGGCGACGGCGGCGACGGCGGCGGGCUCCGCAGGCUCCCACUCGGACGCGGGGUCGGCGGCGGCGAGGCCGUGGUCUCUGUGGGCGUCGGUCGGCCGCCUCUCGCAGCGAGGCUGGCUGGUGGUGGUGCCGCUGCUGGUGGGCGUGGCGGUGCCAUUCGUGAUCCCGCUGCUCGACUUCGAGUACAUCGAGGGCCUGCAGACGCUGCUGCCGCGCGGCGACCCGCUCACCGAGACUUUCCUCGAGGUGCAGGACCACUUUGGCGUCUCCCAGAUCUUCCCAAACACCAUCGUAGUGCUCCCGCCCAACCCGGGCGACGUGACCAGCCGCGGCUGGCUCAACGCGUCGUGCCACGCGAUGAAGUUCAUGGCGUCCAACGUGACCGAGGUGAUGCGCGCGCACGGGCGCGAGGCGGGCGACGCGUCGCUGCAAAACUUCGCGAUGAAGGCGUCCGACUUCUCGGGGCUGAUGAUCCAGGGCGGGAUCUGCACCUCCCUCCUCAUCUCGCUGCUCGAGAACCCGCUCGCCAAGAAGUACGGCGACUUCCUCGUCAACGGCUUCUCAAACGAGGACCGCACCGCGACCAAGGCGCGCGGUCACGAGCAGCCUCGCGUGGUGCGCGUCAAGACGACCCUCGACCCUUUUUCGACGGUCGGGCAGAAGUGGAUCGCCGCCGUGCGCGACGCGAUGGCGGCGAGCGAGGUGUGGGUCUCGGACCCGUCCUUCCCCGGCGACACGACCGUCCUCGGAGAGAUGUACCUCACCGGCAUGGCGCAGGAGCAGAUGGACGGCGCCGCCGACACCUUCGCCUCGCUGCCGCGCGUCAUCGGCGCGACGCUGCUCAUCGUGAUGGCGGUGCUCGGCUCCGCCUUCCGCUCCGCGGUCGUGCCGCUCCGCGCCGUCCUCUGCCUCAGCUGGAUGCUCCUCGUCACGUUCGGGCUCGGCGUGCUCGUCUACCAGCACGGCGUGCUGCAGAGCCUCGGCAUCCGCCCCUUCCUCACCUCGCCCGACCCGCCCGCGCACCACGCGAUGUACUGGAUGACGCCGUGCAUCGCCUUCUCCAUCCUCGUCGGGCUCGGCCUCGACUACGACGUCUUCUUCAUGGAGUCGGUGGUCGAGCACUUCGACGCGGGCUACUCGUCGCGCGAGGCGGUCGUCGAGGCGCUGCGCCACACGGGCACGAUCAUCUGCGUCGCCGGCGUCAUCAUGUUCCUCGCGUUCGGGUCGCUCCUCAUCGGCGCCUCGCCCAUGAUCAACCAGCUCGCCUUCCACCUCUGCGUCGGCGUGCUCAUCGACUGCUUCGUCACGACCAAGGUCAUCAUCCCCUGCGCGAUGGCCAUGCUCGACCUCCUGCCCGGCAACGCGAACUUUUGGCCGCGUAAGCCGCCCCCCGCCCUGACCGAGCCGACCGUCGAGCCGCUGCCGCCCCUCCGCCGCCUCGGCUCGCUCCGCAACUCGCUGAGCGACAACGCGCGCCGGUCAGCGAUGAGCCCGCACGGCGUGCGCUCGAUGCAGAGCCCCGCCUAGCGGCCAGCGCCUAGAGCCCCGCGGCUGACGCGGGCGGCGCGGGCCUGCGCGCGCUGCUCGACGAGGUGGUCGUGUGUACAUCCGGCUUGGCGCGCGCCGUGAGCGCCGCGCUCGCGUGCGCCUUUUGUACUGUGUAGGGGGAGUCUCACGAUGUCGACUGCACAACGAGAGAGAGCCCGGAUCAGCUGUGUAUGGCUGUGUAUGAGAGAGAGACGAUGCGGUCUCGUAUCUGUCUGAUCCGCUGAGAUAGACGUGAGAGAAACAAAAACGUAAACGAAGGGUAUAAUCGUAUAAAACGAAGGCGCGCGCGCGCCGAGA
This is a messenger RNA of Emiliania huxleyi CCMP1516, 4176 nucleotides long. RefSeq lists its product as hypothetical. The record is from RefSeq and is a predicted model, not a curated record. Lineage: Eukaryota; Haptophyta; Isochrysidales; Noelaerhabdaceae. The transcript has 6 exons. Gene Ontology annotation, cellular component: membrane. Bases 1 to 3858 code for a protein of 1285 amino acids.